Molecule: messenger RNA, 5663 nt
Organism: Biomphalaria glabrata
Lineage: Eukaryota; Metazoa; Mollusca; Gastropoda; Planorbidae
Exons: 3
Coding region: 168-2891 (907 amino acids)
Molecular function (GO): GTP binding
Source: RefSeq, a predicted model, not a curated record
AGGAAAUGGUUCAAUUCUUGGAAAACCCGAACGUUGCUCAUUUCCUAGAUAAUUUAUUUCUUAAAAAAAAAAGAUUAUGGUAAACACUCUAUUUUAUAGAACUAAAGUUUGCUGCUUCAUUGAGUGAGUUAAACCUUAAAUAUUCAACUCUACUUAACCAAGAUAUAAUGUCUCAAAUAGCUUUGUUAACAAUAGGAUAUCCUGGAAAUGGGAAAAGUGCAACAGCAAACACGAUUCUGGGAUAUGAAGCAUUUUCUAAAAACAACAGCACUGCCAAGAUAGUGACAGAACCCUCUGUACAUACUUCUAUCGAUAAGACCAUUACGGUUGUGGACGGUCUUUGUUUGAUGGGGCUGGAUGAAGACACACUGUUUGAUGCUCAGACCGCGGUCCAGAUGUGUGGUGGUUCUGGUCUGAGUUCUGUCCUCGUUGUCCUGAGGUUUGGUGAGAAAUUCAGUGAGGAAGAAGCUAAACUUGUUGACGUGGCUCGAAAUGUGUUCGGACCCAACAUUCUGAGAGACUUUGGAGUGUGUCUUGUUACCCAUGGUGACGACUUUAAGUACGCUGUAGAGGAAGGCGAAGAGGACAGCAAGACAUUGGAUGUUUGGUGCCAGAAGCAAAAAGGCAAACUCCGCGCCUUGUUCAGUGAAUGCGGCAAUAGAUGUGUCAUGUUCGACAACAGAAUGAAAGACCCCAAAGAAAAAGGAAGACUUCUCAGCAUUGUAAGAAAUUUAUCUAAAAGCGGAUCAAAAAGAUACACACUUGAGAAUUUUCAUAAACUUCAUAGACGGACCGUUCCUAUGAGCCACAACAAACAACUGCAAAUGACAUUCAGACGACGACUUGAAGAAAUUCGAGGAAAGCUACAAAGCGAUCCAAGUGCUUACGACUUUGAACGUAUGUUAAAAGAAUUGAGAGAUAUUUCAGAAGAAGCGACACAAGCCUUUCAAGACAAAGAAUACAUUCAAACUGUCAUACACGAAGCCCAAGUUUUGACAAAGAGCAUUAAAUCUUUACAGGAAAAGUACUUUCUCCUCAGUAACGUAGACACGCAAACCAAGACUGAAGCAUCCGGUCAGGCUACUGUUCAAGAUUUUGAUCCUCUUACUUUUGACACGGAAUAUUUCCGCCAAGUAAGUCAGAAAAAAGCUGAUUCUGAAAAGGUCUAUAAUGACUUGCUGGAAAAAAACGUCCGUCAGUUGGAUACAAACCAUAAGCCACCAGCUUUGUCAGCUCAAGCAGCAAGAUCGAAACAUGAGGUCAAUGCAGAGGAUGAGCCAAAGGCGAAAUCAAUUCAGCCUUUAGAUGAUAUCAGCAUUCUAAUUGUGGGUAGAUCUGGCAAUGGAAAAAGUUCAACUGGAAACUCUAUACUGGGAGGUCGUGAGUUUCAGAUUAAUUCAGCCACUACGUCAACUAAGUCCAGCGUACAAAGUCAAAGGAAGAAGGUGGGAAAUCUAGGUGUACUUGUAGUAGAUGGCCCAUCUCUGGAAGAUGUCGCUCUGAAUGCUAGCACAAACUUGGACGAGAUGCUGGGAAGCUUCAAAGAAGCCCUGCAGCAGUGUGAUUACAGCUUCAACGGAGUGGCGGUAGUGCUGAAGUUUGGACAAAGGUUCACAAAGCAAGAGAAAGACGCCAUUGUGAUGAUCAAGUCCAUACUGGGCAAAGAGGUUCUCAGAAAGUACGGUGUUUGCGUUAUGACUUAUGGAGAUAACUUUGACAACGAGAUGGAGGAAAGCGAUCGCUUAGAAUUUAUUGAUUGGUGCAGACAGCAGACAGGAGAAAUCGCUGACUUAUUUGAAGAAUGCUCUUACAGGUGUGUCCUCUUCGACAACAAAACGCUAGAUGACGAAGUACAAUCUGUCCAAAGAGGAAAGCUUUUCAAUCUUAUAAAUACACAAAUUAGAUACAGUGAAGAUGAAUUUGUAGAAGCUGAGAAAGACUUUAAAGAGCUGAGCAUUCAGUGUGCCAUUCCUCUUUUAGAGCAAGCAACAAACACCAUACUUGCUCACGUUCGCGAAAAGAUGCUGCAGCUUGAGCUAGAGGCGCCAAGAGACAGUGAAACUUACAAACGUGAUAUGGAGUCCUUGUUGCAAGCUUUACAGCAAUACAAAACUAAUAUUGAAAGUUUGGGACAUCAUUCUUCUACAAUUUUUCAGAUUCAGCUAAUAGAUACAGUUCAACUUCAGAUCAACUCAAAGCUCAGACUGUGUCAGCAGACAGAAGAAUUAAGGCAACUUGACACGGCCAAACAAAACCUUCUCGGAACGCCAUCCAUAGGAUUUGGGGCAGAGGAAAAUGGAAGUUAUCUAGACCAGACCACUGAAUUUGUAGGGAAAACUUUUAAUCGUUGGAGCUUAUCUAACCAAAAAGCCCCAACCGAUCGCCUCAAAGAAAAACAAAGCAUGAUACGAGAUAUAGACAGACACCUCAAAGUCGCCGCCAGACGAAGUGAAAACAACAAAGACUUAGAUCAUGAAAUCGCUAAACUAAUCGAAAUGAAAGAAAAACUAACGCUUGAGGUACAAGCGGAAGGAGAUCACGGGUUUGAAAUGAUUUACCCACAUCCGGUGCAGAGCUCAUCAAAUCCAAUGUAUCCCUCCGCUCAGCGCACAGCUGGAAAUGCAGCAUAUAAUUAUGGACAAGAUCCACAAGGGCACUUUGGCUACCAAGCAAAUAGUUCAGUUAGUCUUUAUCCUGACUAUUCUUACCAGGGCUAUGCCCCAACAACGGGAUUUGAACAAUAUCCACCAGGAUACAACUCUUAUCAUCCAUCUCAUGGAAAGAAAACAAAGAGAGUAAAGGACAAAACUAAACGUUGGAAACAAGUAACGAAAUUUUUGGGAGAUAUUCUUUCUUUUCCAAAAAAGAUUCUUCAUGCCUUAAUACCGUAAUUAAAACAAAGAUUGCCUUCGGUUAAAACUUAAAUAACGUUUGACAAAUUUUUAAUUAGCCGUAAAAUAGUCCAUACCUAUAUUACAUUUAAUAAUAAAGAUGUCAAGUCAUCUAAAAGUAUAUUAAUGAAAUAUUUCUAAUGAUCUAUCAAAUUUGAUUCCACCUUGCACCUACCGCCUUUAGAACUAUAUAUAUUAACGGUCGGUUUUUACAGUUCCAUGGUUAGUGAGUUUACUAUACUGUAGUCUUUUUAUUCUACACUGUGCAACAAUGGUUAAGCUUUAGAUUAAAACAAAAACGUUUGCUAUCAUUUUUUUUUUCAAAUGAAGAAUAUUAUCGCUUAGACAAUUAUCACGAUAGUGCUCUAUGCUUUGCUAGGUGAGAUUUCGAAGAAAGAUUUGCGGAAAGAACUUUUUAAAACGCUUAUAUGAACUCACUCUGUCUGUCUGCUUAAAAGUGUGUACACGUUAUUUCUACUAUAUUCAUCCUCGUAUCAAUCUAUGUCAUUGACAUAGACAAGACAUAAAUCUAUAAAAUGUGUUGUGUUUAUUACACUUAAAUAAUUGUUAUCGCUAUUUCUCCGCCACGCAUUUCCUGGUCAAUUGGAUACUUUAUUUAUUGUAUCUAAAAAACAUCAAUUAGUAAACAAUUUUUUAAUUAUUUUUUUUUUUUUUACAUUGAAUGAGGGAAAUAACUUUUACAUUAUUGGUAGGUAUAGUUUUAAGGUCAGAGUUCUUCCCCUUUAGAUAAGCUUUUUUUUUUAAAGGAAUUGUUGAUAUAUUCUUUUACUAGUGCGGUUGUAUUUCAUUACAUUUUUAAUAGUUGAGUAAACGAAAAAAUUGAUAUAGAAAACAUUGAUAUAGAAAACAUUGAUAUAGAAAACAUUGAUAUAGAUCAGGUAACUGUAGAAGUGUAUCUCGUUCGUCCUGCGGGAUGCUAGACAAUGCUUUUUUCGUUACCUAAACUAUCUAGUCACAUUUAAACAUAUCUUCUUGUUCAAGUUUUAAUGAAAUUGUAAGUUUACGUUUUGUAGCUGCACACCUAAUGGUAUAAUAAUACUAAGGCUUGUGUUCGAGUCCGGAGAGAAUGAGGGAUGCAGUAUAGGCUAAAUGGGUAGCAAAACAAAACUCCCGUGAGGGUGAGCACGGGUUAGCGAGAGUCCACCCAUUGCACGGAGCGGAGUUGAAAGAGAGCCCUCUCGAAACUGUCGAAAAUCCAUGCACCGUUCCUCAAGGGACCGUUACAUUAAUGGCGGGUUCCCCCACGGUUAGCUUGGUACAGCAUAGGAAAAUGGCGGAGGUUUCCGGUGUGCUCGGUCUUCGGCCGUGUCUAGCCCAUGCGCUCGGGGACCAGAUGCAUCGGAAAUAGCAAUGCUUUACAUUGGCAUUGACCUAUGUCUCUUCCAGACAGAACUGUGUGUUCACACAGGUUUUUUUUUUUUUUACUGUUUGACGCGCAAACAGGUUUUUUUUUCAAACUUGGAGCUCGAAGAGCCUUCGGCUUAUCUCUAAUGACGAUCAAACAUUUUGACAUCAUGACUAAAUAUGUCCUCGGCAAAGGAUUUUCUUUUGGUCUCAAAUGUGUACAUAAAGCUUAAAUACGAAUAGCACAAAAAUAAGACUUACGUGUUUGUAAAGCAUAUUUUUUCUCUUUUAAUUUAUUCUUAAUGUGCCUCCCGUAAUACUGUUCUCUUAUUUCCCCAACAUUUUAGGUAAAACAAUACUUAGCAUUUAAAUUUCUUUUUUUCGAGACAGCAAAUAGUAGUAUGAUUUCGUGCCUCGCCGUAUUGUAGAUAAGAAUAGAGCUGUCUUUUUUCUCUUGGCAUAGAUCUGGAAUUUAGACCUCAAAUGAAUUGUCCGAGUGAAUACAAGGGAUUAUUCAAAAACUUGUUGGAUUAUCAAAUGUAUUUUCGAGGAUAAGUUUUUUGUUUUUUUGUAUAUAUUAGUGUGUUCUUUAAUUCACGGGCUAAGACAUUAUCUCCGUUCAAAGAAAAAAAAAAGUUUGAAAAAAAAGGGGGGGGGGUACCUUCAAAAAAGGGGCCAAAUAAAUGAUUUAAAGUAAUAGAAAAAGUGAUACAAGAAUUUACGGCCGAGAAAUAUGUGUGUGUGUGGAGGUGUCGGGGGCUCUUUAAAUCGGGUCAUCGCAAACCAAGUCAAAAGUCUAUUUCAGUAAACAUUAUUAUGCGCAUGGUAAAAAAGGGGAGGGGGGACAAUUGGAAAUAUCUGACCUGAUUUUAUGUUUCUGUCUUUUUAAAUAGAAUAAUUAAGUAACUAAGAUAACAACAUUUAUUUCUCUUUUUUUUUUUUAUUAAACUUAUUUAAAAAUCUAUAAACCAUAAAUUAAAAUAUUUCCGUAUGAAAAGAAUACAUUGAAUGUUGAUACAAGGACAUAUACAGAAUAUUAAAAAUACUAAUUAAACAAGAAAUUGUGUUUAAAAAUAAUUUAAAACGUGUUUAUUUCAUUGCAUUAAAAAUGUUAGGAAUAAAAAAGUUUCGUAAAAAAAGUAUCUUGUAGAUUCUGUAAAAUGUCGACCAAUGGAAACCUCAGGCACGCAUGUGUCAGGACUUUGCACUUGUUUCUGUAGAGUUCAGAUAUAUCGUGUAAAAAUUUAAACAACAUUAUACGAGCUAUAAAUGUAAAGUUUUCGUAAGAUUAUUAUACACUUGUACAAUGUACAGAUUGCCUCCAUUUGAAAACAACAUUAUAUAUGAGAUUAAUUUUGUGUUUUACCUUUUACCCUAGACCUUGAAUAAAGAGCUUGUGUAAAGAAA